Messenger RNA from Mobula hypostoma (lesser devil ray), 3376 nucleotides. RefSeq names its product solute carrier family 4 member 1 adaptor protein (gene slc4a1ap). Bases 138 to 2471 code for a protein of 777 amino acids. The record is from RefSeq and is a predicted model, not a curated record. NCBI's taxonomy places the organism in Eukaryota, Metazoa, Chordata, Chondrichthyes, Myliobatiformes, Myliobatidae. The transcript is spliced from 16 exons. Gene Ontology annotation, molecular function: protein binding; mRNA binding.
ACCGGCCGCCCCUGAUGACGCCGCUCCGGGACACCGGCUCUCCCUUUUCCUCCUCCGCCGGAAACUAACCCCUACCAGCUCCUGACCUCCACGCGGGAAGACGCGAGAGGAAGAAUUAGAGCAGGGCGCGCGUUGCCAUGGCGGAGGAAGAGGCGGUGGUAGAUCGACCCCCGGUGGCUGAGGCCUCACCGCCACUCGCGGCCUCGCCAGAUGCAUUAAAUGGUGAUAGUUUUAAGAAGCCCUUACUCCCCUUGGCUCCAUUGCAGAAGAAAGAGAAGACUGUUCACUCAAGACACUCAUCAUCCAGCACAGAAACAAGUGAAGGUGUCAAAUUCACUGAGGUGCCUGUAGAGAAUGAGGCGGCAGCUGCAGACAGCUUUGUGGUGCAGAAGCAAGUUGCUCAGUCUAAGUCCGAAGAAAAUUCUAUAGAAGAUCAGCCACUCAUCGAAAAUCUUCAUCCCAAAUCUGCAUUGCCAUUGAUUAAGUCCAGGUCUGUUCCCAGCUUACCUUCCGACAAAUACAAAUCUUGUCCACCACUUCCAUACGUGGAACCACCGUGGGGAGGAUUAGCAGAAGCUCCCUACAGCUUUGAGGUCCUCAAGAAUGGCAGCAUAGUUUCAGAUAUCGGCCUGAAUUUGAAGAGCUUUUAUGUUGUUGGAAGGCUUCCUGUCUGUGACAUCUCUCUCGAGCAUCCUUCCAUUUCCCGCUACCAUGCCGUCGUGCAGCACAGGCGAGUGGCUGAUGAGGAAAGCAGCACAGGGUUUUAUAUUUAUGACUUGGGAAGCACACAUGGGACAAUGGUUAACAAGGAAAAAGUGAAGCCUAAAAGCUACCACCGGCUUAAAGUUGGCCACAUUAUUAAAUUUGGAGGGAGCACGAGACUUCUGAUUUUACAGGGGCCAGAAGAGGAUGAAGAAGCAGAAUCUGAAUUCACUGUAACUGAACUGAAACAAAUCAGCCAGCAGCAUGAGCAGCUGGAGAAACGAAUGCUGGGAGAAGAUUCGGAUGAAGAAGAUAAUGUCUCCACUGAGUCUGUGGAGCAGCCAAGGAAGCUUGUGACUGAAGCCGCCUCUGGGUGCACGUGGGGAAUUGUGGAAGAUGCUGUGGAGGAUGAAAGUGAAGAGAACCCAUAUUCCAUUGAAUUCCAAGAAGACCGAGAAGCAUUUUAUAUCAAAGACCCCAAGAAAGCACUUCAGGGCUUCUUUGACAGAGAAGGUGAGGAGCUUGAAUACGAGUAUGAUGAGCGAGGCUCUGGUACUUGGGUCUGCAGAGUCAGGCUACCAGUCACUGAUGCAGUAGGAAAUGAGCUUGUUGCAGAAGUAACUCAUGCUGGCAAAAAGAAAGAAGCCAUGGUUCAAUGUUCACUGGAGGCCUGCAGGAUAUUGGAUGCCAGAGGUGUUCUACGCCUGGAAGCAGUUUCUCGAAAACGCAAAUCUAAAAACUGGGAGGCAGAGGAUUUCUAUGACAGUGAUGAAGAUACCUUCUUAGAUCGGACAGGAGUUAUUGAAAAGAAGCGAUUUAACAGAAUGAAGAAAGCAGGAAAAAUAGAGGAGAAAGUGGAGACUUAUGACUCACUGGUUGCCAAGUUAGCUGAUGUGGAGAGAAAACUGUCUGAUAUUGAAUCCAGUUUGAAGAUAUCUGGCAAAGAUUGUUCACAGCCUUCAGGGGAAGAUUCACUGGAUGCCUUCAUGACAGACAUUAAAAUGGGUUCUGCCAUGGAUAGUGUCACUCGUAAAAAACUACACAUACAGUCUUUUGAGCUGAAAAAGGAGCAGCAAAGAUUAUGGAAACUAAUAAAGAUUGUGACGCCAGUUGGUCUACCAGAGCUAAAAACAAAGAUUGCUGGACAAACUGGAGACACAGAGACCAAAGCUAAGAAAAUUGCUGUUCCUAUGUUUGGGGCAAUGAAGGGAGGGAAAAAAUUCAAACUGAAGACAGGCACCAUUGGGAGACUACCACCAAAACGUCCUGAACCACCCAGUAAUUUAUUUAACAUGAAGGAUAGUCAAGCUUUUGAGGCUGAGGAGGAGGAGGAGGAAGAACAGGAACAAGAGGAAGUAGCUGAAGAAGAGGACAAGCCAGAUAGCAAGACUCAAGAUCAAGAGAUGGAACAGCAGCCAGAGCCAUUUCAUUCCAAAGAUUCAUCAAAAAAUCACAGCCAGGAUAAAGAAAUAGCUUUGACCACUCAGUGUGCCGAGGAAGGUGAGACAGCCAGAGCUCAGUCACUGGAACACCAAGAAGAUUGUAAGGACCUUCCGUCUGAGGAUUUGUCAACAGUGAUAACGGAGUCCAAGGAUAUGAAAAGUCAAGCAAAAUCUGUGAAGAAGAAAAUGUAUGGUCCAAAAAAACCACCUCAAGAACUCACAUCGGAACACUACCCUAGUGAUGAUCCUGAUUACUGUGUUUGGAUGCCCCCUACAGGUCAAACAGGCGAUGGGAGGACACACCUGAACGACAAAUAUGGCUACUGAAGGCUUGAGGUGGAUGUGCAUCCCGAGGGCUUUCACCUCAUCGGAGGAUGUUUGAAGAUGGGCUGUGCCACUACCAUCAUGUUUGGAUUUGGGCAGUGAUGCUUCCCCAAUGCCAUUUGGACUCCCGCUAUGUGUAAAAUUUCCAUUGACUUUGUACAAUUACUGCCACUCUGGAGACAGGAGAGUAAAUCACAGUCUUUGCCCUAUGGGCCCUCACAGACAGGAUGUAGCAUGAUGGGGAACAAGUCCACACCAGUAGUUUCUGACAUGGUUAUUGACAUUAUAGCCAAAGUAUCAACUUGAACACUUCCGCCACUGUCUAUCCCUACCCAUCAUCUCGACAUAUAAAGUGGGGGCAACGUGAGAUGAAAUUGGAACCCUGCACUUGGUGCAUGGGGUAAUCAGGAAUCCCUGCCCUCUCAAGCUGUAAGCAGAGACUCAGAAAUAUUUACAGCAGCAGCUGGUUUGACAAAGGCAACAGCUGACAGAGUCUAAUUGCCAGUAGUGCUGCAUUCCCGCUGCAUUCCCACUGCAUUCACCAGUGGAAAUCUGGAAUGAGAUGUCUACAAUAAGUAACCUAAAGUAUGCAGUGUAUUUGUUUCUGGUUAUUACAUGUGCUAUUGUUUCAACACUCCCAUGAUUUCUUCAGUGCAUGUCCAUACUUUGUAACAGGAAUGUUUGGGUAUAAUGAGUGAUGUUCUGACCUGGCUCUCUACCAAAAGCCUUGUUUAUGUUGGAAUUUCUUGCCAUGUGUCAUUGGCCAUUCUCCCAAUACUAAUAAUAGAGGGGCGUCUGUAGUUCCUGAAAUCUAGUCAGAAAACUAUCUUUGUAUGCAUGCAUAUUUCAUCAACCAUGUUGCGUGGUCACUUUUAAAAGGAUGAGACCAUCCUACUGCUCUGUUACUC